Mercurialis annua (annual mercury) is the source of this 1084-nucleotide messenger RNA. RefSeq names its product glucosidase 2 subunit beta. Bases 98 to 709 code for a protein of 203 amino acids. NCBI's taxonomy places the organism in Eukaryota, Viridiplantae, Streptophyta, Magnoliopsida, Malpighiales, Euphorbiaceae. Gene Ontology annotation, cellular component: glucosidase II complex. The transcript is spliced from 5 exons. Gene Ontology annotation, biological process: N-glycan processing. The record is from RefSeq and is a predicted model, not a curated record.
GACUUUGAGUCAAAAUCCAAUCGAACCUCACUUUGCCACAGAUGACAGAACAAUCUCAAAUGGAUAAUUCAAUCCAUUAACAAAUUCUUCAUAAAAAAUGGAGCCAAAUCAUUUAAUUUUCACACUCAAAAACUUAAUCGCCAUUCUGAUUUCUCUCUAUUUCCUUAAACCCUUUGCCCAUUUAAAAUCAUCUCUUCUCGGCGUUCAUCCCUUAGAUGAAAAUUACUUUGAUUCGAGUGUUAUCAAGUGCAAAGAUGGAUCGAAAUCGUUCGGUAGAGAGCGUUUGAAUGAUGAUUUUUGUGACUGUGUUGAUGGGACUGAUGAACCUGGAACUUCAGCCUGUCCCAGAGGCAAAUUUUAUUGCAGGAAUUUAGGAAGUAAACCUCAAUUUAUCUUUUCAUCUCGUGUUAAUGAUAAAAUAUGCGAUUGUUGCGAUGGGAGUGAUGAGUAUGAUAGUGAUGUUAAGUGCCCAAACACGUGCGUCAUGGGUGGAAAUUUGGAGUACCGGGCAGGAAAUCGUAUUUCAUCUUCUAAUGCAAAUGAAUCGAAGGAUAAAAUUCAGCAGGAUGAUUUUUUACACAAGGCUACAGGGUUGCAGAUGGUAAUAAUCCUGCAGGCAGCUGUCCUCUUUGGUUGCGGGCUAACAUAUAGAUUAUUUCGUCGGCAUAGCAAAUUAAAAAGAAGGCGUAUCAGGAAUGAACUGCAUUGAUGUAUUAGAUAGAGUCAUAUGAGUUGUCAAAGAAUCCGAUCUCCACGGCUAAACUAAACACAUCCAUGUAAGGUUUCAUUUCUUGAGCAAUGCUGAAGAUGGAGAUAUUAAAUUGGUGCACUGUGGUACAACGGAACAUGCUGCUGAUAUUAUGAACAAAUCUUUGAAACGUGAGACACCUUUAUGAAGUUGCAAAGUCGGAUCGGAGUUUGAACAAGAAAUGGCUGCUGAUUUUGUACUUAUUUAUUUGGUUUCAAGUUGUAAAAGUUCUAUUAAAGUGAGCACUGCAUCAAAUUAUACAUAAAAACUCGGUCAUUUACUUGAGUGUUCUUAACUUUGUUAACAAACACAAUGAUACUUAAGAAUCUUGAACUA